AUGAACGAUUUCAUAAUCGGCGACAAUCUAGUAUGAAUUUGUAUACAAAUUUAGGAAUUGGAAUCCUUUUUCAAAUAGAAUGCGAAUGCCUUGCAUGAAUAAAAUCCAACUUUGAGAAAAACAGCAAUCACUUAGAUAUAUUAAAAAGUUACAGAUCCUAAUAUAGCUCAAUCUGAUUGUAAAAGAAAAAUCAAUAACAUUAGCAUUGUCAUAACAAAUACUUUUAAAAUAUGGCAAAGUACUUUUGAAGGCUUUCUCUGAUACAAAUGAAAAGGUUCGAGAAAUGUCCAUAAAAUCAAUGAUUGAGUAUCAAUUAAGUCAUAUCCCUAGAUUGAUAACGAAUUCAGAGGAUAAUGAACCCAUAUUGAGUUAUGUUUUUUCAGUCUUGAUAGAAAGAAGCAAUUGCUAGGACUUGGAAGGAAUCAGUCAUCUACCUGAAGUAAUGAGACCACCUCCCUCAUAAUUGCCCACAAGACUCAUGAAAUUUGUUGAAGAAUCAGAAGAAGUAAAUCUAUGAUGCUAUCUCAAGAUUCGUUUACUGCUGAUCUAAUUCUUAUAUUCGAUUAUGUGUAAAAAUGAUAGUGAUAAUUUACAUGAAUAUAUCGAUGACAUAGUAGAUAUUCAUAGAGCCUUUUUAAUGGAUCCCUUUGGAGAAGUCUAAAGAGAAGCUUGUAAGAGCCUGGGUAAGUUUUGCAAGGUUAACCAUUAAAUGCUCUUGCAUUUUACAGAGAAAAUGGGAAGAGCUAUUCUCCAUCCACUUGUGAAUAAGAAGAGUCCAGUGAGGAUAGCAGCUCUGGAGGCUCUAUCAGCUGUUCUCUUAUGCGGAGUAUGGAAAAAUAAUGCUUUCGUCUUUGAAAUAUUGACAGGCUUCAAAGAUCCCAACUCAGUUCCUAUAAAAGCCUUCUUUGAACCUAUGCAUCAUAUUAAUUAUUUUGUAAAGAAGAUUUAUUAAUAUAAAAUUAGGCCACAUUAAUCAUAGAUCCAAAAUAAUAAGUGAGGCAAGCCUUCAUCAAGGAGAUUGGAUUUUGGUUGAGAGGGUUAGCAGAUAGGUGGGAUCAUCACCCAAGACUUGUUCCUUAUCUUCUAUCUGGACUCUUUGACAGUGAUCCAUCAAUUCAAGAGGCAGCUUUAUAGAUAAUUGAAGAUGUUGGCAAAGAGUGGGAGAUCGAAAAGGAGAAGGAUAUCAAAAAUGUUAGACAAUUAGGAAUAGAACCUGCUUGGAUACUAGAUGGCAAAUUAUCAUAAUUGCCAUUACCUCCUCCUUUUAAGGAAAGACCUAAAUUGGGAAUGAGAGGAUUCAUCAAGAAUCAAGUGAGAAAAAUGUGGCCAGCUAUUUAUAAAGAGAUAGUGGAUAACAAUGAAGAAAAUAGAUUAAGAGCUAGUCAUCUAAUGACUCUAGGUGUUUUAUUCAGUGAGGAUUACAUGACUUAGUUUUUGGAUAACUUUAUACCCAAUACAAUCAUGGCCAUUAAACCAGGUUAAACUAAGAUAGAAAAGAAUGUUCAAUUAAAUGUAAGCAUCUAUUACUAUUAUUUAGUUACAAAAAACUUAUUAAUUAUUGGGAAGAUUCUGUGAUUAUACUUCUUAUUCAUUUAUUAUCUUCUCAAGUAUGAGGGGCAGAUAUAUAAGGGAUGAACAAUAUAUUAGAAGUGCCACUUAAGCUUUAAGUUGGCUUUGUCAAGGAGCUAUUGAAGCAACUUUUCAGGGAAUCGGAACCAAAAUGGAAUUGCUGAGUAAUAUAGUAGAUCUUUUAUGCGAAAAUAGCAUGAUAGAGAGCAUUUCAACAAUCAAUUAUCUAGAAAUUUAGGAUGUAUUUUAUAAUAUUCAAACAUUUAGUUACUCAAUACAGUUAAAAAGUCAAUUGAAAAAAUGGGCACUUAGGAUGAAGUGACAGCCUUCAACGAGAAAUAUUAAUAUUAAUUAAACUUACUAGAUAAUGUAAUUAAUUAUAUACAGAAUUUCAAUGCCAUACUGUUGAAUCAAUAAAUUUAAUAAACUUAAAAACUUCAGUAUAGUGAGAGAGUAAGAUUAUUGAAAGCUGAUAAUUUUAAGAAUGACUUUUUAUUUGGAGAUUCAGGAUGGAAAAAUGUGAUUUCAGAACUUAUUCAUUAAUUACAUAAUGGUUCUACUUAAGCAUAUCAUUUAACUGAUUUGCUUUAUGAUUUUAUACUCCCAAAUUCAUUGCCUGAACCCUGUGACUUCAUUCUCAAACUUACAUAACUUUUGUUGCAGUCAUUUGAAUAACAGCAUUCCUAAUUAUACAUAUAGAUUAUUCUAAAGUUGUGCGCAAUAGGAGGACAAUGGUUAAAUUCUCUAUAACAAAAGUAAUUCACUUAAAAAUUGCUUGAUAAUUUGCUGGUGACCUUCAAGACAAUAUCUGGACAUUUAAGUAAGAAGAGAGAUAUCGGAAAAGCCAUGUGCAAAGAUUAGCUGUCACUUGACUAUUACACUAGAACUGUCAUAGCAUUGUGUGGUUCUUAUUAGAAAUUUUACAGAAAGUAAUAUAAUAUGAUCGUUGUUUGCGUUAGUGAAUUUUGCAAUUUGUUUUUGCCCUACCCUUCAUCAAAGGUAAGAUUUGAAUUAUACUAUUUUAUAGCAUCUAUUGGAUAGUAAAAAUCAGAAGUACUUAUUGCCGAACUUGCAACUCUUUUGCUUUGAUGCAAUCGAUCAAUAUGGAGGGGAAUAGAAUUAAGAAACUAGAAAGCAUCUUUUUUCCAUUUUGUCAUACAUAAAUCAAUUUAUACCUGUUUAGGAAACUUAUUUGGGAGAUGCACAUGUCAUUGAGAACUACUAGAAAUACCUUCAAUAAUUAUUGCGGUUAUGCAUAGAAGUAUUAAAUUAUAUGUAUGAAUCAAGGAGAAAGAUCUCUAAUUCUAAGAUCUUUAUAAGAUCAUGAUUAAGGAAUUGUGCAAUAAAACUAGAAAUAACUUUUUGUAGGAGCUUGAAAUUGCGAAACACAAUAAUCAAUUGUCAAGAGUUGAACUGCUUUAUGUCAUUAUAAAUUAAUGA
Molecule: messenger RNA, 3009 nt
Organism: Paramecium octaurelia
Lineage: Eukaryota; Ciliophora; Oligohymenophorea; Peniculida; Parameciidae
Source: the annotation of a GenBank genome assembly